Messenger RNA from Anguilla anguilla (European eel), 1602 nucleotides. RefSeq names its product neuropeptide B-like. The transcript is spliced from 2 exons. Gene Ontology annotation, molecular function: G protein-coupled receptor binding. Gene Ontology annotation, biological process: G protein-coupled receptor signaling pathway; feeding behavior. The record is from RefSeq and is a predicted model, not a curated record. NCBI's taxonomy places the organism in Eukaryota, Metazoa, Chordata, Actinopteri, Anguilliformes, Anguillidae. Bases 810 to 1214 code for a protein of 134 amino acids.
UUGAGACUGACACAAAUGCGCGAGGGAAAUUAAUAAUCACUAAGUGUUCUGCCGCAGGAGGUAACCGUGUUAGUUUUUCGUUUAGAAAUUCUAGGCAAUACACAAAUAUUAAAUUGACAAGUUUUGAAACACAAAAAGGAGAGAGAAUUCUUAUCAUAUGAGAAUUAAAUAUGUCCCCGUGGAGUUUCCAUGUCACACGAGGUCCACGCGAUGUUGGUUUUAAAAUGAUAAUCGUCUUUCAGGUGAUAUUUAAUUUCAAUGUGAAGUCGGGAAGACGAUUUAAAUAUACACUGUUUAUAUUCCAAUGAUGUUUAAAGUUGGUCUUUUUAAUAAAAUCGAACAAAAAACAGUAUUUGUUUUUGACAUAAAUUCUCCUUAUUCCAGAUGCUAUUGCUGGCUGAAGUUUGGAUCCAAUAAUUUUGGAAGUUCUAUUGCGUUGCGGAUUAGGCGAUGUGUCCUGGUUAUACCCGACUAGCAGUUUUAAACGUGAGUAAACCAUUGUCUGACAUUUGAGAGAUGCGCGUUCAAGACUAUGAAUAAAAAUAGCAAUAAUAAAAAUAAAAAAGAGUGUUAGAAUUUGCAUUAUCACAUCACCUUUCGCCAUUACCCUCCCCAACUGGCAUAUCGCGUAAACCGAUCAAUCACGUUUGAAUUUUCCCUAGGGCAUAUGAAUCACCAACUCUGAUGAAGUUGACGAAUGCGAUUGCGAUUAUGAGGUCCCUAUAUAAGCAGCGACAUUUUGAAACACUGAGUGUAGAGUUAGCUGUUAAGAUUUUGAAAGCACAGAGAACUCCGACCUCAAAGCAACAAUGCUCGCCAUCGAGAAGGUUCAUGUCAAAUUCGCCUUAGUGUCCAUAGCUAUUUCGGUGUUCGUUUUGUGUAACCCCACGGAAGCAUGGUACAAGCAAGCCACUGGACCAAGCUACUAUUCAGUGGGCAGAGCUUCGGGUUUGCUUUCAGGAAUGCGGAGAUCACCUUACGUCAGGAGGUCCGAGUCCGAGUCCGUGCUUGAAAGCGGAGAAUCUUCAGAAAACAAUGCGGUUUCCGAAUUGGUUGACCGAAAGAACCCAUUCCUGAAAAACCUGGCAGUGUGCGUCAAAGACAUCUCGCCAAACCUGCACAGCUGCGAACUCGUCCAGGACGGCACGAGCGUGUUUCAGUGUAAAGCGGACGUGUUCCUGUCUCUGGACUCACAGAACUGUCUCAACGCCUGAACAGAGUCCCUAUUCCGUCUCAGUCAAAGCACAUCGUCUCUAACCCGAGAGAGCUCUAGCGAUGAGAAGAGCGCAUUGGACCGACGACACUGAAUGUCUCUCAUUUUACAACAUAAAAGUAGCCUUCGGUAUGUGUCAGAAAUGCUCGUUCUGUUUUACCAUAGUACCCAACUUCCAUGAAUAAUUGCCCUUCUGCUCUUAAAUGGGCAGCAGAUGUAUAUCAUAACUAUAAAUUAUUUGUUGCUGUGCUGAACACCUUAAAACGGGUUGUUUUAUUGAAAUUAAAACUACGUAACUGUUCACUUUGUGUACAUUUGUAUCUAUGAUGAAUUCAAGUGCAACAUUAAAGAAAUAUUUCAUGGACUCAAUCCACGAGCCUUAAAAACAA